AUGAGUAUUGUCAACAUUACAAACAUAAAAGUUUUAAAUAAUCCAGCUCUAUUCACAGAAACAUAUCAGUUUGAGAUUACUUUUGAAUGUAUAGCACCACUUGCAGAAGAUUUAGAAUGGAAGAUCAUUUAUGUUGGUUCUUCAGAAAGUGAACAAUAUGAUCAAGUUCUUGAAAGUAUUAUGGUUGGGCCUGUCCCCCCCGGCAUUAAUCAAUUUAUAUUUGAGGCACCAGCACCGAACGUAGAUCAAAUACCGUCAAAAGACAUUUUAGAUGUGACGGUGAUUCUCAUUACUUGUUCAUAUAAAAAUCAAGAAUUUGUUCGUGUAGGAUAUUAUGUUAAUAAUGAAUAUGUUGAGGAGGCAUUGAGAGAAGAACCACCAGAAGAUGUGGCAUUGGAUAAACUUUAUCGCAACAUUUUAGCAGAUAAGCCAAGAGGAUAA
Messenger RNA from Entrophospora sp. SA101, 441 nucleotides. Lineage: Eukaryota; Fungi; Glomeromycota; Glomeromycetes; Entrophosporales; Entrophosporaceae. The record is from the annotation of a GenBank genome assembly.